Molecule: messenger RNA, 2629 nt
Organism: Diceros bicornis minor
Lineage: Eukaryota; Metazoa; Chordata; Mammalia; Perissodactyla; Rhinocerotidae
Gene: RGS4
Product: regulator of G protein signaling 4
Exons: 5
Coding region: 66-683 (205 amino acids)
Source: RefSeq, a predicted model, not a curated record
AAACAGAAGCCACAGCUCCUCCUGCCGUAUUUCUUUCCUGACUUGUGAAUCUCACACUAAACAAGAUGUGCAAAGGUCUUGCAGGUCUGCCGGCUUCUUGCUUGAAGAGUGCAAAAGAUAUGAAACAUCGUCUAGGUUUCCUGCUGCAGAAGUCUGAUUCCUGUGAACAUAAUUCUUCCCACAGCAAGAAGGACAAAGUGGUGAUUUGUCAGAGGGUGAGCCAAGAGGAAGUCAAAAAAUGGGCUGAAUCACUGGAAAACCUGAUUAGCCAUGAAUGUGGGCUGGCAGCUUUCAAAGCUUUCUUGAAGUCUGAAUACAGUGAGGAGAACAUUGACUUCUGGAUCAGCUGUGAAGAGUACAAGAAAAUCAAAUCCCCUUCAAAACUAAGUCCCAAGGCCAAAAAGAUCUAUAAUGAAUUCAUCUCAGUCCAGGCAACCAAAGAGGUAAACCUGGAUUCUUGCACCAGGGAGGAGACAAGCCGGAACAUGCUGGAGCCUACGAUAACCUGCUUUGAUGAGGCCCAGAAGAAGAUUUUCAACCUGAUGGAGAAGGAUUCAUACCGCCGCUUCCUCAAGUCCCGAUUCUAUCUCGAUUUGGCCAACCCUUCCAGCUGCGCGUCAGAGAAGCAGAAAGGAGCCAAGAGUUCUGCAGACUGUCCUUCCCUGGUCCCCCAGUGUGCCUAAUUCUCACUCGGCGGUGCAGGGCUGAAAUGCCAAGACUCUAUGCCUGGAAAACCUGAGGCCAAAUAUUGAUCUGUAUUAAGCACCAGUGCUUUCUCCACAUUAUAGCCUAAUAUUCAUGCUGCCUGCCACGUGUGAGUCACUCCCAUGUAAAAACUAGAUUUAGUUUUAGUGUUUUGGUGUUCAUCAAGGUGGGACCUCAUUCUAGCCAAUUUCCCCAAAUUUCUUUUAAGGUGCCAUGUGAGCAAGUAUCCAAAUAAUGGCCUUGUAGGUCUGGAUUUUCAAAGAUCGUUGGCAGUUCUCUCCUCCCAACAGUCUGACCUCAGGUUGGUUGGUUGGUACACUUCAUGUGCCAUCCACAGGCACAUGUAUUCCGUUAAGCAGCACUUUCUCCAAACUCUAGAUGUUUAGAUGAGUUUGCUGUAUUAUGUGUACACAUGUGUACACAUACACACAUUCUCUCUAUAUGUGUAUAUUUCUGCAAGAAUAGAUAGGAAAGACUCUAGGUGCUCACAACUAGAGUGUGUGUACAUACUUAACGUGCAUGUUCUGAUCCCUGGUCUUUCAUCAUACAAUUAAGCAGGGCAAACUGAACCAGCUGCCAUGCAGACUAAGAAAGGCAUGCUAACCUGUGGAAAGUAGAUUCUGUAAAUCUCCUUGGGUCUUGCUGGAGAAGCAUCCAAGGGAAUUCAUGCUUAAUUUAACCACUGGCAGCCUCCGAGUUGAACAGUAUUCUAGGGAGCAAAUAUCAUACAGAAUCUUGUACUUGACUGAUACAGUGCUGUCUUGGGCUGGUUAUCACUAAGGGCACUUUUGUGUCCCUCAGCUGCUGGCCUCCCCUUCUUUGCCUGGGUGCUUGGUGCACGAGUAUCAGCAGCUGGGGUGGUAUGGAGUUGGGAGAUGGGAUGCUUGAACUGGAUGAAGAAAUGCAGGUAGGGCCUCGCCAGCUCCACCUACUAUAAGAUACUGGCUGAGUAAGGGCACGGAAUUUAAAGGUUAAUAUUCUUAUCCUCUACUCUUUUUGCCUCUCCUGAUCAAGGUGCUCUUCUCAUUUUGCUUUUUCCAGAGAACUUUAGCCAUCAGAUGAGGUUCCUUUGUCCACUGUGGUUGUUUGCUUCCCCAUAAUGGCUCUAGGUUAUAUGGCUACACUGAUAAACCAGCAGCAGGGGAAAGAUUAUAUUUUAUAAGGGGAAACAUGUUUUCACAAACUGAAAAGCCCUCCUAAGUUUCUCUUUUGAAGGUAGAAUCUUGUCCAUUCCAUCCCAAACAUCAGGGCUAACAGAGACUGAAGGCAUUUCUUUCCAGGCUCUGAGACCAAAUGAGAAGGAAAAGAAAAAAAGAGAAAAAGGAUAUCAAUUGUUAGAACUACUGUUUGGAACUUUUCAAGGCACAUGAAAUACUUGAAAAUUUCUCAUUUAUGUUAUUUAUGGUGUUGUUUUGUACAAUGUUUUUAUUACUGUAUUGUUUUUUAAGUGGAGGUGCAUGAUAUCACCUGAAUUAUUAAUGAAUGGCCAGGAAGUAAUUUUCUUCUCAUUCUUUUAAAACUACUGCCUCUGAAGUGCACCCACAUUCAGUAUAAAUUACAUGCGUGAACACCUUGUGGCUUUUAAGCCAAUAGACUGGGUUGCAAAAUGAAGAUGCUGGAGCGUGUGUAUACAAAUCUCAUUGCAUUAAAGAUGUAGGUUUUCUCAAUUGUACCCUUCUUGUCUCUCUGGCAGUCUUGGUUUCAAUAUCCCUGGAGUUUCUCAUCAGCAUCCCUUUGCAUUAUACACAAUUCCACUCACUGAUUUUGUCCCUCAUUGAUUCCAGGAUCCAAACCUAUAACUCUCUUGGUCUUGCCCUAUUAUAACUGUCAUGACUUUCAGAUUGUACCUGUACUCCUGGACUGCUGUCUCACCAAUAGGUCUGGAAGGUCAUUCUGAAUGAGAAGUAAAUUAUUUUAUGUAAUA